AUGAAUUAUAGCGCCAUACUACUGAGCUCUGAUGAAGGGCUAUUCAAACAAGAUGAAAGUAUAAAUCAAUUUGUGGUGAAGGCUUUGAACUUCUUAAUUAGAAAUGUUUUUGAAAGCCUGACCUCAACAUAUGCAGUGUUCAUAUCCUCGCGAGAUGAGCCAACCUUGCGUUGGAUGAAUCACAUAAUGGUGGAAUUGUUUAGUCUUACCACAGCGAUGACCGUACAAAUUGUUCAAAUAAAUGUCAAGCGAAAGAUGGCUCUGGAAAUGCAUGGAAGGAAACAAUGCAACAUUCUCUUGGUGGAUUCAUAUCAAGCUUUGUUGGACAUUGGCCUGGCAUCGAGCAACGCUUUUGUUGAUGAUCUUGAAUACUAUCUAAUAUUUCUACAAGCUCGCGACAACGAAAUACCCAGAGAGAUGAAGCUGAUCUUGCAACACUGCUUAGAUAACUAUUGGUUACACUGCAAUGUUAUGAUACAAACGGCCAAGGGGGAAAUAUUGAUGUACACCUAUUUCCCAUACACUGCGGACCAUUGUUAUAAAGCUAAACCCAAGCUAAUUGAUUUCUUUGAUGGUGAACGAUUUAAAAACCCUCCCUUCCUUCCGGAUAAGUUGUACAAUUUACACAAGUGUCCGUUGUCCGUCAAUACAUGGUCCCAGCUACCUUAUGUUGCAAUUGAAAAUUUACCAAACGGUACUCUACACUAUUCCGGCAUGGAUAUACAAUUAUUGAAGGCCUUGAGUGACAAAAUGAAUUUUACUUUAAAGGUUAAAUAUAGAGAUGUUGAGAAACUAAUAUCUGCGAUAAGCGAACGUAAAGUCAACAUGACCGUAUCGUACACUAGACGUGCAUUGACACUAGAUCGAAUUGUCUCAAGUACCGUUACAACUUUUCAUACCACCCUUGUGGCUGUUGUCAUUCGAAAUCCUUAUCCGUUGUCAUCUAUGAAGACUCUGGUAUUUCCUUACAAGGCUAACGUAUGGAUAUGCCUGCUAUGCUGUCUACUCGUAAUGAUAUGCAUUAAUCAGAUGCGACGUCAAACAAAUCCCAUGACGAAUUUGCAAUUUCUUGAAAUAUUAUUGGGCCUUAGUACAUCCUACAGACCACAAUUUAAAUGGCAAUCCCUAUCAGUUUUAACCUGGUUAUGGAGUUCACUGUUAUUACGUUCCCUCUAUCAAUCAAUGUUAUAUUAUUUAUAUAAUUUCGAUAUAUUCGAAAAUCUACCUCAAUCUCUGGAUGCACUGGCACAGCAGGGAUUUACAUUGAUAUGCAGUCGCAAUACAAUGAGAUAUUUGGAGAAAAUACAACAGGUUGAGGAGAAUCUUUUGCCAGUAAUAGUAAUGAAUACAUCUAACGAAAUGCAUACAUUGACCUAUUUGGAUAAUUGUUCGAAGGGCAACUAUGCUGCCAUUGUGGAUAAGGAAAUUGCUAAAUAUUUCCUUAACAAUAUGGAAUCUAAAAAUAGUUUGGAAAUUUUACCAUUUACCGUUAACAAUAUUCAAACUAUCAUUUAUUUACCCAAACACUCAUUUCUCAUUGAAACCAUAAAUGAUUAUAUUUUACGUUUCUUUGCAUCGGGUUUCCAGUUGGCGUGGAAGAUACAUUACACUGGUGUGGAUCAUCCCAAUAACGACGAGUCUCAACGCACUAUUUCCGAAAUGUCCUUUAUGCAUGUUAUCAGUGUGCUGGAAAUGACUUCAAUUUUAUAUUUUGUAUCAUUUGUUAUAUUUCUGCUGGAAUUGUAUUCAAGAAAAUCUAAAUUCGUACAAAAUGUAUUCGACAAAUUACUUUGA
Molecule: messenger RNA, 1794 nt
Organism: Musca domestica (house fly)
Lineage: Eukaryota; Metazoa; Arthropoda; Insecta; Diptera; Muscidae
Exons: 3
Coding region: 1-1794 (597 amino acids)
Source: RefSeq, a predicted model, not a curated record